GCCGCCGCCCGCGCCGCACGCCGCCGCUGUCAAUCAAGGGCGAGUCAGCCGGGCUCGGGCGGAGAGAGGAGCUGCUACGCCACAGCCCAGCGGCGGCCAUUCGCGGAAAAAGAGGCAGAGCCUGUGCCAGCUACAGCCUCCUCCGAGCCACCCCGGGCGGGCGGGACCGGCCUCUCCUCCCGCCUCGCCCCCCCCCCCACCCACCUCUAUCCCAGUGUCUCUGUGAGGGUUUGUCCUGUUAAUGCGGGAUGAGCGAUCAGAAGAAGGAGGAGGAGGAGGAGGCGGCAGCGGCGAUGGCUGCAGAAGGAGGGAAAACCUCUGAGCCAGAGAAUAACAAUAAAAAAUCCAAAACCUCAGGCUCCCAGGACUCUCAGCCCUCUCCUCUGGCUUUACUGGCAGCUACUUGCAGCAAAAUAGGGACUCCUGGUGAAAAUCAAGCAACUGGACAGCAGCAGAUUAUUAUAGACCCAAGCCAAGGAUUGGUACAACUUCAGAGUCAACCACAGCAGCUAGAACUGGUGACCACGCAACUUGCUGGCAACGCUUGGCAACUUGUUGCCUCCACGCCUCCUGCUUCAAAAGAAAAUAACGUUUCUCAACCAGCUUCUAGUUCAUCUAGUUCUUCCAGCAGUAAUAACGGGAGUUCCUCUCCUACAAAAACGAAAUCAGGUAACUCUUCCACUCCUAAUCAGUUCCAAGUCAUACAAGUACAGAAUCCAAGUGGUAGUGUACAGUACCAAGUGAUCCCCCAACUCCAGACGGUGGAAGGUCAGCAAAUUCAAAUCAAUCCAACUAGUGGUUCAUCUCUACAGGAUUUGCAGGGUCAAAUUCAGCUCAUUUCUGCAGGUAAUAAUCAAGCUAUCCUCACUGCUGCUAACAGGACAGCUUCUGGUAAUAUCCUUGCUCAAAACCUGGCAAAUCAGACAGUUCCAGUACAAAUUAGACCUGGUGUUUCAAUACCAUUGCAAUUGCAGACCCUUCCUGGUACUCAGGCUCAGGUUGUAACAACCCUACCAAUUAACAUUGGAGGAGUGACUUUAGCUUUGCCAGUGAUAAACAACGUGACUGCCGGAGGAGGGACUGGACAGGUUGGCCAGCCUACUACUACUACUACUGAUAGUGGGACUUCCAAUGGGAAUCAGUUAGUUUCUACGCCCACCACCACCACUGCUUCUGCCAGUACUAUGCCUGAGUCGCCCUCCUCCUUUACUACUUGCACAACCACUGCAUCAACAUCUCUAACAAGCAGUGACACAUUAGUGAGUUCAGCAGAUACGGGCCAGUAUGCAAGCACAUCAGCCAGUAGUUCUGAACGCACCAUUGAAGAAUCGCAAACACCUGCUGCUACCGAGUCUGAAGCCCAGAGCUCCAGUCAGCUUCAGCCCAAUGGGAUACAGAAUGCACAGGAUCAAUCAAAUUCUCUUCAGCAAGUGCAGAUUGUAGGCCAGCCUAUCCUGCAGCAGAUCCAGAUCCAGCAGCCUCAGCAGCAGAUUAUUCAAGCUAUCCCGCCACAGUCAUUUCAACUGCAGUCAGGGCAGACAAUUCAGACCAUCCAGCAGCAGCCUUUGCAGAAUGUUCAACUUCAAGCUGUAAACCCGACUCAGGUGCUUAUCAGGGCUCCAACUUUAACACCUUCAGGGCAAAUCAGCUGGCAAACUGUCCAGGUUCAGAAUAUUCAGAGUCUUUCAAAUUUACAAGUUCAGAAUGCUGGGUUAUCUCAGCAGCUAACCAUCACCCCAGUGUCUUCAAGUGGUGGCACAGCUCUUGCUCAGAUUGCUCCGGUGGCCGUCGCUGGUGCCCCAAUAACUUUGAAUACUACCCAGCUUGCAUCAGUGCCUAGCCUUCAGACAGUGAGCGUUGCCAACCUUGGUGCUGCGGGCGUUCAAGUUCAGGGAGUUCCAGUAACAAUCACUAGUGUGGCAGGUCAGCAGCAAGGACAGGACGGAGUAAAAGUCCAGCAGGCUACUAUAGCUCCUGUAACGGUGGCAGUUGGAGGGAUUGCUAAUGCUACGAUAGGUGCUGUUAGUCCUGACCAACUCACACAAGUGCAUUUGCAGCAAGGCCAGCAGACCUCUGAUGCAGAGGUGCAGCCUGGCAAACGGCUUCGAAGAGUUGCCUGCUCGUGUCCUAAUUGUAGGGAAGGAGAAGGAAGGGGCAGCAGUGAGCCAGGAAAGAAGAAGCAGCAUGUUUGCCACAUUGAAGGAUGUGGGAAAGUGUAUGGCAAGACCUCUCACCUCCGAGCACAUCUUCGCUGGCACACUGGAGAAAGGCCUUUCAUCUGCAACUGGAUGUUCUGUGGCAAAAGAUUCACACGGAGCGAUGAGCUGCAGAGACACAGAAGGACCCACACAGGAGAAAAGAGAUUUGAAUGUCCAGAAUGUUCUAAAAGGUUUAUGCGGAGUGAUCACCUCUCCAAGCAUGUCAAAACUCACCAGAAUAAGAAAGGCGGUGGGACAGCGCUUGCCAUUGUUACCUCGGGAGAACUGGACUCAUCCGUUACAGAGGUGCUUGGCUCCCCACGGAUUGUCACAGUUGCAGCCAUUUCUCAAGAUUCGAAUCCAGCAACUCCCAAUGUUUCAACGAACAUGGAAGAAUUCUGAAACGCUCUCUGUAACAAAGACCUCUAGUGCUGCACUUACGUUUACACACCUUUGAAAAUCUGGAAAUGGGCUGGUCAAGUGGAAAUCAGAGUAGGAAAUCACAUUUGCAUCCUUGGCAUCUUUAAGAAUUCCAGGGAUUUUUUGGUUCAACACAUAAAGUGUUGAAUUUUUAAAAACAGAAAAAGAAAACCAAUAUACUGGAAACAGAAAAGUAUUUCUUCCAUGCUAUAAGUUGCUGUAGUUUUUUGGAAAUACAUCACAUAACCUUUAAACAGAAUCCUCCCUCCUUUAACAUCAUGUGUUGUUAAUAUGUCUAAAGAGAUAGACCAUGCAAAUUUGCAGGCUGGACCUUAAUUGGAUUUAAUCUGUUUGGAAGUACUUUGUUAAAAAUUUAGCCAGUAAUAACUUACAUGCACUUCUUUUACUCUUUAGCACAGAAAACAGAUCGUUAUCUGACAAUAGGGAUAAUACUGUGUUUCUUUAGCUUGGUUUUUGGAAAAAAUCCAUUCAAAAUAGUUUUGGCCGUCUUUUCUAAAUAUCAAAAGUUCUUCAAAUUUGAAUUAGGUUACAUUCCAAAAUACUAAUCUGAGAUGUGUCUCAGGUCUUUAUUACCACUACAUUAUAGUAGUGUGUACGCAGACAAUCAGUGAAGCCCAAUUAUUUUCUCCAUUUUGGAGACACAGAGGACCUUAAAGUGAACUCUUAGGUUAAAUUUUAGAUUGAAACCUUAGGGAAAUGCUGGGAAAAAAUUCGUUAGAACAGAAUUCAUGAUAGCUUCAGAAGAGCAAGAGGAAGCAGUUUGGAAGUUGAGGUUGACUGUGUGUCUAACCCUGUGUUCAAUAGCAAAAUUUCAUUUUAAAUAUUCAUAUUGGAAAUGCUUGCAUAGAUUACAGAUCUAUGUAAUUUCAUAUCCUGUAAAUAUGAGUUAUGCUGACAAUGUGCAGAAUUCUUUAUGCUUUGACUUGGUAGCCAAAGAAAGAAUUAUCAUACUUUUUCCAGGCCAGCAGAAAAUUAUUUUUAACUAUAUUAUAAUUUUUGUUUUCCUUUACUAAAAAUUGGCAAAUCCAAUUUUAUUUCUAGUAUUGUAUUAGGUUUAUUAAAACCUGUAUCACAGUGAUAUCUUUAUGUUGUAUCAAUAACAGAAUUUUCCCUAAAGGUUUAGACAGCUUAACAAAUGUAUAAUAGAAAUGAUAUUAUGAAGCAAAAAAUAUUUUUGGAAAACCAGAAUACUUUUCAGUCAAAUAGUGACUGAAAAUAUAUUUCAUUGUUUGUGCAAGGGUCUUAGAGAGCAGUGUCUUAUUAGGAAAGAUGGCCAAACUUUUCAUAGGAAAAACAAUUGGGUUAUUCUAAUUGAUUAAACAUUAGUAAGACACUCAGUGUUUUUAGAACAUAUUUACACAGAGUCAUAACUAUUGAAACUGACCAUUUGGAAACUAAAGUUUUUAUCUACUUCAUUUGUUACCAUCAUUGGUUUGAAUAUAGGUAUAUGUUUUCUUGUGCAUUUUUUAUUAUUUCAGGAAAAGUACUACUCAUGAGAAUUCUCUUCCCAAAUCGUGAUGUUUCUUGUAUUUUUGAUGAAGGAGAAAUACUGUAAUGAUCACUGUUUACACAAUGUACACUUUAGGCCAGCCCUUUGUAGCGUUAUAUAAAACUGAAGGCCUUUUGUGCUUUCGGUUUGUAUAAAAAAGCUUUGAGAUUAAAGGAAAAAAAUUUUUACACUGUGGUUAUAAAUUUCAAGUUUCUUAAAGCUUUUGUAGACUUGUAACAAAGUCUUUAAAUUUUAGUUGAAUUUUGUAAAUUGUUUUGUAUAUUUUAUUUAAUGUACUCUUAACAACUGAUGUAUCUGGCUUUAAAACAUCAGAAUCAGUUUGUUGUUUUGUUUGGUACAGAGGAGCAUUUGGUAGUGUUAAUUUUAAUUUUAUUAUAUAGGAGCUGAAACAUCAAAUAUAUAUUUUAUCUAUCAUGCUACACAAUCAUUGCUAUAAUUUUUUUUAUGCAAAGAGACUUUCUUAAUGAUUUAAUCAUGUUUUCUCUGAGCUAUACUUUUUGUUGUUAGCACCAAGUAUGAGCACUCUGCAUCAUGAUUCCACGAGCCAGUUUUAUGCAACCCGUGUAUGCUCAUCAGAAGUGCAAGUUAUCUUCACCAACAAUGAGGCCUAUUAUAAAUGUAUCAGGCUGAAUCUGGAUUACCUUAUAGUAUAUAAAAUAAUCAGUCAGCAGGCACAUUUCACCACUGAAAUUAGAAAUAUUUUGACAGUCUGUUCUGCGUACCAUUCUGAGUCCACCUUUCUGUCAUACAGCAGUCGUAAAUUUCAGUGUCCUUUAUUUGACUCAGUGGGAUAUAGCUGUGGUAGGGCACAGAUGUGCAGUAGAGUCCUGUUAAUGGCAUUUCACUGCUCAUUCUCUUUGCCACCGUUAUGAAGCUUUUCUUUGUAAAAUUAUCAGUGCAAAGCUCUGUAUUUAUCAUGGUAGAACUCCAGUGUUAGAGUAGUUUUCUCUUACAGUAUACACUCUUUGGUUAGGUUUGUGUAUGUGUUGCUGAUUACAUUAGAACUUGAUGUUAAGUCAUUAUUUAUCACACUCAUGAGAGCAGUAAUAAAAGUGUGUAAUCUAGGAGAAAAAGUUAAUUUGUCAAACUUAGAUAAGCAUGAUGUUUAGGUCCUAUUUUUCAAUUUUAUAACUGUUUUAUUGCAACAAUAUUUGUAUUUAAGUCUCCAUUUUAAUGCCUUGUGGUGUUUUUUUAUGCAUGUCACUAAGUUGUCAGCCCACAUAAAUUGAUGUGCAGCAUAGGGUAUUAAAUCUACAUAAUGAUUUUAAAAACAGAAAUAGUUGAUGGUAAAAUGUAAAUGUUUUGCAAAAAAUUCCUUAUAAAAAGUUUCGUAGUAACAUUUCACUUGUAAAUUUUUUGUAAAAAAAGAAAAUGGAAAAAAAGAUGAAUACAGAAAAAAAAAAAACCUGUUUUCCCAUAUACUAGAAUUUAGACAAUUAUUCUGCCAGCAAAGCCUCUGGGGCUGUAAUUGACAUUUUUACAGUGCUGAUUUGUAUAAAAUUUGUUUUUUUUGUGGAUUUGGAAAUAAAAUCAUGUACAAGUUGU
Messenger RNA from Onychomys torridus (southern grasshopper mouse), 5694 nucleotides. It is a transcript of the gene Sp4, whose product is annotated as Sp4 transcription factor. The record is from RefSeq and is a predicted model, not a curated record. The coding region runs from base 249 to 2600 and encodes 783 amino acids. The transcript is spliced from 6 exons. Lineage: Eukaryota; Metazoa; Chordata; Mammalia; Rodentia; Cricetidae.